Molecule: messenger RNA, 1407 nt
Organism: Planococcus citri (citrus mealybug)
Lineage: Eukaryota; Metazoa; Arthropoda; Insecta; Hemiptera; Pseudococcidae
Exons: 1
Coding region: 1-1407 (468 amino acids)
Molecular function (GO): nucleic acid binding; zinc ion binding
Source: RefSeq, a predicted model, not a curated record
AUGGCCAAAAACGCGGCAACGAUUUUCCUUCAGGUAUCUAUCGAUCGUUUAAAAUCGCAUAUAGAAGAAACCAAACAGAUCCUGAAGGAGAAGAAAGAAUUAAAAGUGCCAUACGACUUUCUCAACAAAUUAAUAAAAGACACCCGCAUUCACAUCGACAAAUUGAGCAACACGGAAUUAAACGAUACCCUCAUCAGCCAACUGACAGAAGCAACUUCAAUAAUCUACGACGCCGAGCACCUCGCAUCCGAAUUAGAAAACUUGCUUGAGCCUAAACUACGAUUAAAAAACUCAGGUACUGAUGAUAAAACAAUUACAAAUCCGUCUACUUCUAUCGUUCACAAACCAAAGCUCAAUACACGUUACUUCGAUGGAACCCAUGCGGACUUUGUUCCUUUCUGGCAAUACUUCGAUCGUCACUACCACUCCAACCCUAAUUAUGAUUCCGCAACGAAAUUCGAUUUCUUAGAAAUGCAUCUAAUAGGUGACGCCGCUAUCCACCUGAAAUACUAUAAACCAACGGCACAAAAUUACGAUUCAGUGGUAGCAUUGCUGAAACAACGAUAUGGUGAUAAAAGUAUAACAAUCCCGCUUAUCUACAAAGAAAUUAAAUCCUUCCCAAAAGCAACACUCAAUCUUCCGAGCCUGAAAAAUACGUACGACACCCUUGAAGCGCAACUACGGGCAUUAGAAAAUCUAGAUGAAAAGGUAAACGAAAAUACACUGCUUUUAGACACUCUCAUCGAAAAAUUUCCUGAGCAGUUUUACCUAAACAACUCCAUCUCGUUAUCAAGCAUGAAAUUAUUCCGUACAACCGUCGGUACUGCUCUACAAAAACGUGAACUGAUAUCCAUAUUAAAUAACACGUCGAUUACUCAACCAGCAGCCGCAUCCGCCUCGCCAUCUACAACAGCAGCACUCGUAACCUAUAAUAAAACUGAUCCAAAUGAAAAUACAAAUCGAAAUGAUAUGAAACCGAGCUGUAUUAUGUGCGGACAAGAACAUUGGACCACUGAAUGCACCAAAUUUACUACUUACGAAGAAAGGCGCAAACAAAUCGAAGGUAGCUGUUAUAUCUGCCUAAAAACUGGUCAUUCAUAUAAAAAAUGCAACAAACGAAACAAACCCUGUUUUUACUGCAAAAAAACUGGGAAUCAUCAUUCGUGCAUCUGUCCAACGAAAUUUGGUAUCGACAUCUCCAAACCAAAACAAACACCAUUAACUCAAAAUGAAAAGCCAGAAACAAACAGCCAACAAGAUCCCACGAAGAAAACCAACACACUUUCUUUGCUUAGCUCCAUAUCAACUACUUUACUAACAGCUACGGCAACUGUAUCAAAUCCCUGCAACGGUAAAAAUACAAAAAUACGUGUGAUUCUUGACUGCGGUAGUGACAAAUCUUCAUAA